Molecule: messenger RNA, 2163 nt
Organism: Macadamia integrifolia
Lineage: Eukaryota; Viridiplantae; Streptophyta; Magnoliopsida; Proteales; Proteaceae
Product: E3 ubiquitin-protein ligase RGLG2-like
Source: RefSeq, a predicted model, not a curated record
CGCCCAUCCAUAUAACCUGUUUCCCAGUUUCUCAUUAUUUAGUUUUUCUCUUCCUCACGAGCGAAUAAUGGCAGGAAUGUGGUAUUGUGGAUGACAACCAUGGAAGUGUGUUGAAUCUGCAGAGGUCUGAAUUGCUUUAAUCGACGUUAGGAAGAAUUUGGACGGAAGAGGUGAGAAAAGAUCUUCCUAAUGUCGGUUUUCUGCUCUAAUGUUCGCCGCUAGCCGCCUAUUUGGUCUUUCCUGGAACUUGCUUUGAUUGAGCAAAUGGUAUACAUAGCCUGAGGGAGGGGAAGAGAGGGGCUGCAUCUUCUGCUUAAAGAUUCGUUCUUUUGCAUCUCAUCGGUGGAGAUUUCUGCAUUACCUUUCUAGUUUCAUGUUAGCUGGUAAUUUGAAUAAUAAUUAGUUUUAUACUGUUACAAGUUCAAAGUUCCGCUCUUCCGGCUUUUGGUAGGUUACUUAUGCUGUGGCUGGUUGCUUUAUUUGUGGUGAGUUUGAUUACUGCCGUCAGUUUGGGGUCUUUUGUUACGGAAAGAGUUCAGAUUUUUGGCAUAUCGGAGUAUCUCAGUAGGUUAAUUAGUUUGAUGGGGGGUAAAAGUUCAAAGGGGAGUUCCAGUUGGAGACAUAAUUCGUAUGGGUCGAGUUCUUCCUUCAAUCAUCAUGGCUAUCCUCCGCAAUCGCCAUAUACUCAGCAACCCCCAUCCUAUUCUUCUCAGCCGCAGUAUGCGCCACAUCAGCAGUAUGCGCCUCAGCAACAGUAUGCGCCUCCUACUGCACAAUAUGGUAAUCGGGGCCCAACCAGUAAGAAAUUGGAGAGGAAGUAUUCAAGGAUAGCCGAUAACUACACUUCCUUGGAACAGGUCACUGAGGCUCUUGCACAUGCUGGUCUUGAAUCUUCCAAUCUCAUUGUUGGUAUUGACUUCACUAAGAGCAAUGAGUGGACAGGUGCAAGGUCAUUCAAUCGGCGAAGCUUGCAUCACAUUGGAGACACUCAAAAUCCCUAUGAGCAAGCAAUAUCUAUCAUUGGAAGAACGUUAACUGCUUUUGAUGAGGAUAAUUUGAUACCCUGUUUUGGAUUUGGAGAUGCUUCAACACAUGAUCAAGAUGUCUUUAGUUUCUAUCCUGAUGAGAGAUCAUGUAAUGGGUUUGAGGAAGCAUUGGAUCGAUACAAAGAAAUAGUCCCCAAUCUACGAUUGGCAGGACCAACAUCAUUUGCCCCUAUUAUUGAGAUGGGUAUGACUAUCGUCGAGCAAAGUGGUGGCCAGUACCAUGUUUUAUUGAUAAUAGCUGAUGGGCAGGUAACAAGAAGUGUCGAUACCGAGAAUGGCCAGCUAAGUCCCCAGGAGCAAAAGACUGUUGAAGCAAUCGUUAGAGCAAGUGACUACCCUUUGUCAAUUAUUUUAGUUGGAGUUGGAGAUGGACCUUGGGAUAUGAUGAGGGAAUUUGAUGACAAUAUCCCUGCUCGGGCCUUUGAUAAUUUCCAGUUUGUGAAUUUUACAGAGAUUAUGUUGAAGAAUGUGCCAGUUUCCAGGAAAGAAACAGAGUUUGCUCUUUCAGCCUUGAUGGAAAUACCUUCUCAGUAUAAGGCGACAAUAGAGCUCAACAUACUGGGUCGCCGAAGAGGGGGUGCUCACAGGGUUCCUCUCCCCACACCUGUUUAUGGUUCAGCUUCAUUUGGCGGCUCAAAAACUUCUCAUUCAGGUAGUUUCCAGCAGAGACACAGUAGUUUCCAGCAGAGACAAAGUAGUUUCCAGCAGAGAGAAUCUCCUUAUUAUGAAAGCGAGAAGUCUUACAGUACUGCUCCACCUGCAAGUUCUGCUGUUGAUAACCAGCUCUGCCCUAUCUGCCUUACUAAUCCCAAAGAUAUGGCUUUUGGUUGCGGGCAUCAGACCUGCUGUGACUGUGGACAAGAACUUGAGUUCUGCCCUAUCUGCAGGAGUUCUAUACAUACUAGAAUAAAGCUCUAUUGAAAGGCAUCGCCUGAACAGAUCCUCUCCCAUUCAUAAUAUGUUCACCUCUGCAAUUAGUGUUGGCAACUACGUGCUUGUAAAUUCUUAGACUCAGGGUGUUACUUUCUGAUUAUCCCCCCUUGUACAUCAAUUUAGUUGGUUUGAAAUCCGUUUGUUUUAUCCCCUUAUACUAAAGAUGCUUACGGUUUUUUUCUCA